AUGAGAAAACAAUACAUCAAAGAAAUUAAAUCAAUCUCAUCAGAAGAAGCAGGUUGGCACUUUGGACCGUCACACGCAACCACGCAACAGGUAGAGGACUUUAAUAUCGAGGAGAUGGGCAGAGAAAUGCAGUCUUGUGCACCCGCACUGUGGGAUUUACUUGGGUUUCUGCUCGGAGCUGAUAGUUCAUGCGAGGCAAAGGAUGCAGAUGCAGACAUCAUCAUGGAUGAAGCACAUGAUGGAUAUGACAGCUAUUGGGAUGAUUUAGAUGACAUAGAUCUUGAGGGUUUGAUCAAUGGGCUCUCUUCAGGCACUACCCCAGACGGCAACAAACAAACCGAGCGGCGCACAGCAAUUGUCAUGAUCUCAACCCAUACCCCUCAGAAAGUCAUCGACACACUCUCACGCAUUGGAAUCUCGAUAUCUACAGAUUCGAUCAACGCUGCUAUUCGUUCACUGUCAGCUGAAUCACAGAAUACUCUCCGAUCCAUAGGAAAAUCCCUCCUCGCCUCAUAUGCCUAUGAUAACUUCGAUGUCGACCUAAAGUCUCAAGUUCCUCAGGCCGAGAAAUCACACGAAUCAUUAAAGCACCUCACCUCCAGUUUGUUGUUUCCGUUGGAGCAUGGUGUCACCACGGAUGACUUAAAGUGCUUGGAGGAAUUGUGGAGACAGUCAGCGCUGAACCCCCGUGCACAGUUAUCCACGCUACCGCCAAAAAGAUUGUGGAAGGAUCUUUUGCAUAUCCACCCAGAAUCACGCAAUGAAUCCACGCCCCAACUCUCCCGACGUGAUCGGUUCAAUGCACGAAUGUUCUUGUCAGACUUGUGCGAACACGGGCCACUGUACUUUCAACAAUUUCGAUCUGAUAUCUCCGAGCCAGAAGCUGUCGAGGAGAUACCAUUAAUCAAGACACCAAUCACAGCUGCACGUGCUAUGGACGUGAAUAACUCAACUGUCAGUGGUAACAUUCGGGCAGUAGAGGAACUGCUGGCACAGGGCGGCAUCUACGAUCCCGAUGCAGACAUCCUCGACAAUCCUGACAUCUCGCAGUAUGUUAUAUUGGUUCAUGGUGACCUCGGAAUGGGAGAACGCCUGCAGUCAGCACAACUUCGACGGUCGUUAGAGUCGACUCCGUGGAAUCGAUUUCAGCACAUUAUCUUCAUUCCUGGAUUGUUCCACCUGAAGAUGGCAUGUGCUGAUGCUAUUUGGCGAACCUUCCUACAGCCGUUGUCAGCUCGAGAGGAUGAAACGAGCUUAAUGCGUGAUGUAACUCAACUUCGACCCAAGGAGACAGGAACGUAUUGCUCGAAGCCAGGCUUCCGGCGAACACACCAACUGAUAGGUCAUGCUGGCAUAUGUCGGCGGCUUGACUGUUGGCGAGCCCACAUAGCAGCGAUGGAUCCAAGUCACGCGAGCCUCGAGGCAUUUGCUGCCUCCGAACCGACCCUUGAUGAGUUGAAGAACACCGCAAAUGAGAUGGCAUUGAAAUAUGUUGCCAAUCACAAGCUGCUGCAGAUGUGCCGUAAGCCUCGAGAACAACGAGAUAUGCAACACGAAAAUGCACUCCUACUCAACAAAUAUUUCCUCCUCUACGAAGAGCUAUCUUACUCGAUGAACCGUGGAGAUAUUGGGCGUGUAGAGACGUGUAUUGUCGCAUGGAUUCCGAUCCUUAAGGCAACAGGAAAACAUAAGUACGCCACACACAUGACAAAUUUCUUAAUCAACACGCACUUUGUUUUUCCUGCUGGCCUUAAGCAUGCUAUGCGUUACCACAUCCUUGUCAACCCAAACGGAAAGGCAAUGAAGUGGCGAGCAGUUGAUUGGUGUGUUGAGCUAAACAACCUGUUUACUAAGGUGAAGGAUGGCGGGAAGGACUCAAACCACACGGUAGAACGAAUCUUCCUUGAAUCUCCUCUAGUCGAGGCCUAUCGAAACACUCAAGUCAUGGUGCAAAAAAAUUUCUUGCACGCCCACCUUACUACAAACCAUGCCGCUACAAAUAUGGUCAAAACGUUCAAAGGACUAUGUACGAAGAUGGCUGCCCAAUCCCCCCAUACUGUGGUGCUAGGUAGAAAAACCCGUUGCGAGAUCCCUGACCUCAUCGACAGAGGGAGGGAUAUGAUGGAAAAGGCAGCUCAUGGUGAUGAUGUAGAGAUGGAUGAUAAAGAAGAGGGAGCGGAAAUUGGGGACAUAUUAAUGGAGGUAUAG
This is a messenger RNA of Suillus bovinus, 2208 nucleotides long. RefSeq lists its product as uncharacterized. NCBI's taxonomy places the organism in Eukaryota, Fungi, Basidiomycota, Agaricomycetes, Boletales, Suillaceae. The transcript is spliced from 3 exons. The record is from RefSeq and is a predicted model, not a curated record. The coding region runs from base 1 to 2208 and encodes 735 amino acids.